Messenger RNA from Aureobasidium subglaciale EXF-2481, 1506 nucleotides. RefSeq lists its product as uncharacterized. Bases 1 to 1506 code for a protein of 501 amino acids. The record is from RefSeq and is a predicted model, not a curated record. The transcript has a single exon. Gene Ontology annotation, cellular component: nucleus. Lineage: Eukaryota; Fungi; Ascomycota; Dothideomycetes; Dothideales; Saccotheciaceae.
AUGCAGCGUUCAUAUAGAUGUCCUUGCUCUGUGCGAGCUCUGGAGGCAUUUGUACGAGAUGUCGCUGGCCUCGACAUUCGUCAACGACGCAACUUUAUCAGCUUCAGGAAUCUAAGCACCCGUUCGACACUGCAGAUGCGGCCUUCUUCGAUGCACUCCGCUAUCCCUCAAGCACACACAGUCACUCGAUCUCUCGAUGACACUUUCGUACCGUUCGAGUCUACUACUACUACUACUCUUGGACAAUCACAUACAACGCAAAAUGCCCUUUCGCAGUCGUCGUCACUUACAACACCUCCGAUCGACACAUCAAACACACCGGAGCCGUUCGACCCAGAUGAAGAGCUUGGAAGCAUAGAGGAGUUCGAGCCUGAGAUAACAAUACAUGAAGAGCAUGCACAAACUGAAGCCGACCCGAUCGUACGAGACGCGCAGAUACAACAUCUAGACCUGAAGGACCGAGACCAAGCGAUUGAUGCCAUAUUCUUCCCAGACUUAGUCGCGCACACACCAUCCAAAUCGAACGACUUGCAGACUCUAGGCCAAAGGCUCAAUAUAUUCUUCUCACCUACAACAGCACAAAAUUAUCCUGGCAAGAAUGCUCGCAAAAAGGCAAGGAAAGCAACACAAGUUGUAGGUGCACAGCCGACUCCACCUAAACGACCAAUCUCGAAAUCAAAGACCAGAAAGGAGCCGGCCCAAACACCAGAGCUCGACGCAAAAGCAAAGGCAAAAGCAGACAGAAAGGCAAAGCGAGCGGCACGAACCGCAAAAGUCCAAAAGGCAGUCCUGGAACAAGAUGCCGAAGAUGAAGACACAAUCGAUAUGGCCUCUUUGAUCGCAUCCGCAACAGGUCCUAAACCUCUUUCCGAAGCAAAGGCAAAGAAAAUAGCAAUAGCGAUAAAGGCCAGAAAAGCAGAAGAAAAAGCUGCCAAAAAGGCUGCUAUGGAAAAACUCGUCGAGCAGCAGGCAGCAGCCAAAGAAGCUCAAAAGGAGCGUAAUCGCAAUAAAGAGCGCUGGCAGGUUGAGAAAGCAGUGCUGCAAGAGAAAUUCGGAGAACAAGGUUGGAAUCCCAGAAAAAGGAUUUCUCCAGAUGCAUUGGCUGGUAUCAGAUCUUUACACGCCAAAUCGCCAGAGACGUUCAGUACACCUGUAUUGGCCGAUCAUUUCAAAAUCCCACCAGAAGCCAUUCGCCGGAUCCUAAAGAGUAAAUGGCAACCCAAUGAAGAAGAAGCAGAAGAGAGAAGAGAGAGAUGGGAGAAAAGAGGAGAAAAGAAAUGGUCAGAGAUGGCCGAGCAAGGUAUCAAGCCACCCAAAAAGUGGAGAGAAAGAGGUGUAGGUAAAGUUGGCCCUGGAGAGGUGCCGCCGUGGAAGCAACCUGGCAAAGCUGGCGAACGAUGGAUUGAAAGCACAGAUGCGGAUAAAUUCGUUGUGGCUGGAGAUCAGGUGGCCGAGGAAGAUAUGGAUGAAUUUAAUGAUGUUGAUAUUGCAUCUAGGAUUUUGUAG